Messenger RNA from Myzus persicae (green peach aphid), 2416 nucleotides. Its product is annotated as E3 SUMO-protein ligase PIAS4-like. Gene Ontology annotation, molecular function: zinc ion binding; SUMO ligase activity. Bases 253 to 1500 code for a protein of 415 amino acids. The record is from RefSeq and is a predicted model, not a curated record. Gene Ontology annotation, biological process: protein sumoylation. NCBI's taxonomy places the organism in Eukaryota, Metazoa, Arthropoda, Insecta, Hemiptera, Aphididae. The transcript has 2 exons.
AAGUAAAAAAAAAUACAAUUAUAUUGUAAAAUAUGUUGUAUUAAGUAUUAAAUAAGUUUAAUAGAUACAUGUUAAAACAUUUACUAUCGCUGGACCAAAAGAAAGGAUCAAAUAUUUAUUUUGAAAAUACUUUUUAGUAAGUUCUAAUAUGAAAACCUUUUCCUUGAUAUAAGCUUCAUUUGUAUUGGUUUUAUAAUGCGAUAAAAAUAAAUAAAUAAAUAAUUGAAACAAUUGAGUAAAUAUAUCUAUUUUAUGAUUUUCAGAUUAGGAGAGUAUUUUAAAAUGGAUCAUUCAUCAGGGGUCAAGGAUCUAUGCGCAGCAGGGGAAGAUUGCGAGUUAAGCGGUAAAACUAAAUUCUACGUGGACGUGGCAACACAUCCAAAUACAGAUGUCAAUUUAGAAUUUCGAGCUUUACCAUUUCAAUGUAUUCUAAACCAAGUUGUUCCACCCACGUUCAUUAGAUUUGGAGACAUAAUGAGUCUUGCAGGAACGGACAACACACGCAAUUAUUUUGGUGCCGAAUUUUAUUUGUCUUUAUUGGAUCUUCAACUAAUUUGCCAACCAAACAAAGGUCCAAAUUAUAGGAAUCAGGCCUACCAGUUGCAGAUCCGUAUUGGAGAACAACUACCAGGGAUGAGAGAAAUGUCAGAAGUAUUACCACAACCAAUAAUAAUGUGUAUUAACAAUAAACUAAUACCCACAGUCCACAUACAAAGCCCUUUAAAUGUUAAUCCAAUUGAAUAUUUGCACUUAAAUACUGUUAAUGGUAAUGCUAUCAGAGGUAUUUGGCCACAGUGUGAUAGGUUAUUUUAUAUGGUGGUAUAUUUGGUGAAAAUAAUUACUGUCGACGAUUUUGUGAAUUAUAUUAAAUUAGACAAUAAUCGAUAUUUUUCGGCAUUAAAUACAAAGCAUACAGCCAUGAAAUUGUUGGAAAAUUCCAGUAAAGAUGUAAGUUUGGGGGCCUUUAAGUUAACUCUGUUGUGUCCAAUAAAUAAAUUAAGAAUGACAUUGCCUGCCAAAUCUGUCAAUUGUAAUCACUUACAAUGUUUCGACCUGCAAGCUUUCAUUUCUUCGAAUAAGAUAGAACCUACAUGGAUGUGCCCUAUAUGCAUGAAUCCCUGUUCCUUAGCCGAUUUGAAAAUAGACUCGUUCCUUUCGUUCAUUAUCAAUAGUAUAAACGUACCUAAGACUUGCGAGGAAAUAGAACUAUAUGCGAAUGGUAAAUGGAAAGCAUGUAGUUUGGACAAUGAUAGUUGUGAAGGUGUUUUUGGUACAUCUACCUGCCAUUCAAAACUUGUUUUUGAAAUUGAUUUGGGUAGCUCAGAUGAUGAAGAUCUCGGAAAUAUUGAAAAAAAAGUAAAACCGAUAGAAAAUGUUAGAAAUUCCAAUGAUUUAAAACGAAACAUUUGCAUUGAUCCCAUAACGUCCACCGGGGAGAGUGACACUGACGAAAAACCGCCACUAAUCAAAGCUAUAAAAAAAGAAGUUCCUGAUACUUAAAAUAGAUAUACGAUAUGCCAUUUUAAACAUAGUACAAAUUAAGUUAAAUUUGUUUACAAUUACAUAAGUUUCAAAUAUUUAAGUGUUUUUUUAUUUUAAAUCUAGAAUUUACAACUUUUUUAUUUAUUGUUAAGCAUUUAAAUCAAAAUAAUAAUAGUAAAUAUAUUUUAAUUAUUAAGUUGGAUUUACUACAUCUAUUAGGUUCAAUUCAAUAACUAAAUUCUGAUAUUAUAUUUUAUUAUAUUCUGUGUUAAAUUAUUUUAAUUAUUAUUAUUAUCAUUAUUUUGAAUUAAAUUUAUAACUUUAUGCUCUUAGUUCUUGCAUUGUUCUAAUAAUAUACUGCACAAGUAUGUUUUAUUAUGUCACAUUUAGUAGCCCAUUGUAAUAUGUGGAAAUGAUAUUUAGGUAAAACAAGAAAUAAAUUCAAUGCGCAGCCCGAUUUAAUUUAUCAAGAACUGAUGUGUUUAAUUAAGAAAUAUUUUAUUACACUAAUGUAAAAAUGAUUAGAACCAUAGAAAAUACAUUCCUUAGUGUAGCUAAACUUUUCUAUCUUUUAAUUAUCGAAGUAAUGUGCAAGCUCUGUGGAGGGAAUGCGUAAGCAGUUCAGGCAGCUUCUUCUAUACUAUGGAGAAAAGAAUUGCGUUUAAUAAAUUGUUUCGUACAAAAACCAAUAUUAAUUUUGAUGUCUAUAACUUACUAAAUCUAAAAUUUCAUUUUUAACAAAUUGUAUGUAAUAUGUAUAAUUAUUUAUUACAAUAAUAAAGAUACUAAUUUUAAGCGAAGUCCAUGCCAAAACCAAAAAAAAAAAUUUAUUAGACUGCAGAAGUUUCUUUUCAAAGUUAAUUAGGAAAAGAAGACCUUUAUAAUAUUGAUUUUAAUCAUCGUAACUAAUAUACAAAGUAUGAGUUUAAAUUGA